UUUGUAUACCUAGACAGGAGUACAGAGUGACGCAAGAGCAGAAGUGAAAUCUCAUGUGUCAGUUGUAAUUAAUUCAGGAUUGCAGUUAAACUUGUGGAUAUAGGAUUAUUUGAUAAUUUAUAUUAAUAUAAUAUAUAAAAACAAGAAAAUCAGUAACAAUUCGUAACAUCCACACACGAUUAUCAUUAUAGAUACUGCAAAUACGAAAAAAUAAAAUCCAACGUUUUACAAAGCAACUUAAGGAACUUGUAUAGUGUGCUUAGAGUAAGAAAAAAACAUUUCAGAAAUUUAACAAUUAAAAAAAGAGCACAAUGCCAGGAGAAGUUAAUGGAACAAAUAUUCCCGGAAUUAAAAAUGGAAGCAAGUAUGCAUAUGAAGAUGUGGAGAGGAUAGCACGGUCUGUACUAGGCAGGGUGAAAAGUCGCCCCCAUAUAGGCAUUAUUUGCGGGUCUGGGCUAGGUGGACUUGCAGACAUGCUUAAGGAUGUAGAGAUUAUUGAGUAUGCAGAUAUUGAAGGUUUUCCAGUCAGCACAGGAUCAGGAUUGGAUCAUGAGGAAGUUCCAGGUCAUGCAGGCAGGCUAGUGUUUGGUACAUUAAAAGGACGCCAGGUGGUCCUGAUGCAAGGAAGAGCCCAUUUAUAUGAGGGAUAUGAUGUUCACAAGAUUAUCCUGCCUGUACGAGUGAUGAAGUUGAUGGGGGUGAAGAUCCUGUUUGUAACCAAUGCUGCUGGCGGUAUUAACCAGGACUUCAAUGUAGGAGAUAUCAUGAUUAUAAAGGACCAUUUCAACAUGCCGGGGUUCGCGGCAGUUAAUCCUCUAGUGGGACCAAAUGAUGACAGAUUUGGACCGAGAUUUCCACCAGCUUCACAGUGCUACAGUUCCCGCCUACGUAAGAUUGCUAAGAGUGUUGCUGAAAGACUCGAGAUGAAUGAUUUUAUACGUGAUGGGGUGUACUGUUUCCUUGGUGGACCUUCAUUUGAGACAGUGACUGAAUGCAGGUUUCUCAAAGUUGCUGGUGUAGAUGCCACAGGUAUGAGCACAGUCCCAGAGGUAUUGGUUGCUAACCACUGCGGAAUAGAAGUAUGCGGCAUCACUCUGAUAACAAACAAAUGCGUGAUGGAAUACGACUCGACGCAAGUUGCCAAUCAUGAAGAGGUCCUAGAAACAGGACAAAAACGUGCCAAAGAUAUGCAGAAUCUCAUUGGUGAAAUAGUUGCUGAGCUGGGAGACUAAAUUGGAGUUUACACAUGGACUAAAUGAUUGGCAUAUGUGUUCAGUAAUAUUUGGAGUCUUAGAUUUUUGUUGGUUUUCCCUAUUUUGGUUAAUACAACUUCAUUUUUAAUUAUUUUUGCAUGAAUAGAUAUGCUAAGACUACAACAAAGGAUUCCAAGUUUUAAGAAUUUAAAAAACUUUUUGGAAAACAAGACAGCGGGAAAUUUUGGAAUUUUCAUGUUUCAGGCUUAAAGUCUUGAUUUCAAAUGUAUCAGGUUAAAGGGGAACAUUAGCAUUGGUGAUACCUUUUACUAACAAAACUUAAAUUAUCAUGUCAUUUGUCAUUUCCUAUCCAUCUUACAAUAAGGUGAUUAUAUUAAUUUUAUGGUGGAAAUAAGCCAAGAGAAACAUCUUUUUUUUUUACUCAGUUCUACUGAAAAGAAAUGUUUUCAAGUGAGUGAGUUGCUUCCUUUUAACCAGCAAUUAGUGAAGAAUAGAAGUCACAUUUUACUUUCAUUUGAGCCAUGCCAUGAGAAAACCAACAUAGUGCAUUUGCGACCAGCAUGGAUCCAGACCAGCCUGCGCAUCCGCGCAGUCUGGUCAGGAUCCAUGCUGUUUGCUUUCAAAGCCUAUUGCAAUUAGAGAAACCAGUAGCGAACAGCAUAGAUCCUGACCAGACUGUGUGGAUGCGCAGGCUGGUCUGGAUCCAUGCUGGUCGCAAAUGCACUAUGUUGGUUUUCUCAUGGCAUGGUUCAUUUUGUCUCUCUGCUUUGUUUAUAUUACAUUUCAGUUUGAAACGUGUUACGCUACUUUUACUAGUUUUAACUCUACAGUUGGAAUUGUCUAAGCAGCCUCCUGUUUUAAGCAGCCAGUCAGUUUUGACCUUUCCUUAACCACCUGCUAUUAACAGCGAAGUUGCUUCCUUGGCUGGGUGGUUAAUACAGGUUUAACUAGGUAUGUUAAAUUUAGAAAUGGGUAUAAAUCCGUAGGAAAUGUUAUUAGAAUGUAGGAUAAGCAUUUACAUAUAAUAUUAUAUACAACAUUCCUAUUACAUUAAAUUUUAUACAGUUAUUAUUCAUAAACAUUCAGUUUUCAGUAAAUAACAUCCAUUUUUAAUCACUAAAUGAAUGUUCCAUGCUGUAUGUAUCUAAAAUAGAGAUAGCUUUCUAAUGCAUUAGUAAACAAAUUUUGAGGCUUUUUUGCUUUUGUUUAUUAGUUUGGUUGCAUAAAUUAUCCUAUUUACUAUUAAUGAUUUCCCAUUUUGUUCUUCCAAAAAAUUAAAAGUACUGAUACCCAGAUUUUACACCAAGAAAGAAACAGAAACUUUUUAGAUAUCAAAAAAUUAUUGCUGUAUUUUCUUAAAAAGACUUUGAAACUUAUUUGCUGACAGAUUAUAUGUUAGUUAUGGAAACAUACAAGAAAUUAGUUGUUUUUACAAAUUUUUCCAUUCAAAAUUGAAAAGCAUUUGUACCGUAAUUGGGUAGGGGGGGGUAAACUGUCUUAAUUAUAAAACUUUAUGUUUAACAAACAUUAGUACGUUUUCCUCCAUGGUGUAUUGUUUAAGACCACUGGAAAAUUAUUAUUGCUGCGGCAACGUUGGUUUGAUUUCUGACCCGGGCAUGUAUUUUUCUUGAUUUGGCGUUUUUAAGACAGUUUAGACAAAAAAAUCAUGCUCUAAUGUUCAUAACAUGACCAAACUUCAAUUUUAAAGAAAGACUAUUUUUAGCCAAAAUCUGGAGGUCAGUGCCUUUAACUUGUAUCUCAAACAUUGUAUUGCUUAACAUUUUACGUUCGUCUUUCUCUCAGCAUAUGCCUUUGUGUUAUGCACGGAUAUUGCAUAUCUAUUUGUCCUGCCUUUAAAUGAAGCGUAUGGGGAGAUGUUUACUUUAUUCAACAAUGCAGAGCUGGUGCGGUCAUCUGUGCAUGUCCGGAAAUGAUUAUCAAUCGGAGUACAAGGCAAAAAUAAGCAAAUAUUUGCAUGCCUGCACGCAUUUAGUGUAUAUGUAUACUAUACUGACUAAAGGUUAGGGUUAGGAUUACCAUGGUUACAAAAUAUAUACAUUAAAGAUACUUAUAAUUCAAAUCACUUGAAUAUGGUAUAUACCGGGGUCUGUAAUUUACACAGGCACUCCAGGUCUGCAGUGAGUCACAGUCUUUAUUCAGUAGCAGCUGUCAUAUACUAGUAGCCAUAUUUACUAUUUAUUGAUCUUGUUUUUUGUAAGAAAUUCUUUGUUAUGUAAACAAAAGGGAGUGGUUUUAUGGUGUUGAAUUGUCUGUUACUGACAUUUUCUUGUUAUAUGCUGAUUUUUAAGAAUUUUGAUAUAUGUGAAAUCUAAAAAUAAUGAGUUAUUGGGAUUUUAAGAUGUGUGCAUAUUUGAAGCCCCUGUUGGUAUUGAUAAGAUUUCGAUGAAACUUGUUCAAAAACUUUAUUUUUUCGCUUCAGACUUUAACAUCAGAUUUGGGUUUUACAGGAAUGUUUUACAUGUGUAUGGAUAGUUGUGCAGUGGUCCAAUUAAUGCUUAAUAAAACAUAUAUUAAUCACUCAAGAAAAUGAAACAAUACGUAGUGAUUAAAAGUUUUCAUAAUGAAUAAAUCUGCACACUUUCUUGUUGACAGUCAUGUUGCUUCUCAGGGAAAAGAAAAAAAAGUGUUCUUAGGUGCCCUCCACCUUUAAGACAUGUAUGGAUGUUCAGGUUAACAGCAAAGUUAUUUGACAGCUUAAAAUUAUAGGUAGUUUCAUUUGUAUUAAAAAAAUACUAGUAUGUACAAGUUUUGCAACAGAGUUACUGGGCAACUUUUAGGAGAGCCGUAUAAUUCCGCUAGAGAACAAAUACAUAUUUCUUAUUGCAAAGCUUAAAUUGUUUUAUUACUUACUCAUUUACACAUUAUGAAUAAUAAAUGUUUGUUUUUAGACUGAAUAUAAUAUUGUUAUUGAGCUUUUGUACGCAAAGACACAUAUUGACAGUUACUAUGAUACCUGAUAUGAAAGUUACAAAAUGUACUCGCAUCUAAAGUUUCACUGUAAGUUACAAGAAUUUAAAUAUGCAUAUGUAAUAAAAUCUGUCAUAUAUGUGAGGCAUCAUAUUUGAAGUACCUGGUUUUGAGAAUUAGACUCGAGAAAUUGGAAAAAUGGGGAAAAAUAUCUGGAUGAUUCUUGAGUAACUAGUUCAUUAUAUGAAGGCAUUAGUUUCAUGAGCAUAGAAUUUUAUGGUAUUGUCCAAUUUCACUAGGACAUUAUUUUAUGAAUUUCAUUUUUUUUAAAGUAUGAAUUUCAUUUGAUCAUUAGGAUUUCAUUAUGUGAGUUAUAAUUAGUGAUGUCAUAUUGGCAGUGUGUCAAUAGAUCAAUAGUGCUUCAUAAGAAAUGAGCAAGAGAAAGUGUAGUGCUAAAAGUGAUUGUACUGAAUUUAUUAUAUGAACCACACCAUGAGAAAACCAACAUAGUGUAUUUGCAACCAGCAUGGAUCCAGACCAGCCUGCGCAUCUGCCUACUGCAGUUAGGGAAACUGUUAGCAAACAGCAUGGACCCUGACCAGACUGCGCGGAUGCGCAGCUGGUCUGGAUCCAUUCUGGUUGCAAAUGCACUAUGUUGGUUUUCUCAUGGUGCGGCUCAUAUUUCUGUAUAUAAAUAGUUCAGCCCUCUUUGUUCAUGUUUGUUGCUUGGAGAAAAUGAGUAGGAGUUGUUUGGAUAUUGCAAGAUAUAUAUCCAUUUCUUUGUUUCAUUUGUUUUUGGUGAUUUGGCAAAUGCCUCGAUCACUCCGCAUGUUUUAUUUUCAGUUUAAUUUGUAACAUAUCAUUUGUAUGACUUAAAAGUUUUCUCUUGGUACAGCUAUAUAUCUUUGAUUGGAUUAGAAUUGGACUGUAGCCCUUGAAAAUACUUACCCCACAAUGUCUAGUAGAACUUAAAAAUUAUCCUUUUAAAUCGUCAUGAACUACCGGUAUGUGACUUUUUAAAAUUAAUAGAUCAAAAGACAUUCUUUAUGGAUUUGAAGUAAAAGGAACUUAUUUUAGUUGAUUGAAUGAGAAAAUUUUGGUUUUUGAAUUGAGGCAGCUGUUGCUUUUAUUGUUUGAUUUUUUGUGUUAUUUUAAUUAAUUCUUUUUUUCCUUUAAAUGCUCACCUCACAACUUUGCUUUCUUUGCACUGAGCUUACUUGAUAUGUUAAUGAUAAAUGAAUCUCAUUAUAUAUCUGCCCUACCUCUCAUAUUAUUCUGUUGCUUGAGGUACAUUACAGAUCGUAAAUAAAAACAUACUGGUGCACACAGACAUGGAUGUAACUCUUUAAUUAUAAUAGUGCUAAUUAAUUACCUUAUAUUAUUGAAACUUUGCGUGAUAACAUGCCAGUGGUGUACCACAGUUCCCAGGUAGAACUACUGGAAUGGAAAGGACUUAUUUUAUCCAUAACCUGUUCAGGAUGACACCCAAAAUGUCCACAUUUAAGGUCUGUUUUCAAGAUUAAAUGUUUGAAACAGUUUGUGGCAUUUCAGGAAGAUCUUUAUUAACUCAAGCAUUUCUUUCAUUCCCUCGCCACCUUGAGUCAUCAAGUAUAUAGUUUACUGUAUGUUCUCUAAGUAUCUCUACAACAAGCAUAGUUCAGUAAUCUCAGUGGUGUUUGCAUAGUGAGGGUGCACAGUACUUUGGAGUGGAUUUUUGAAUGCUCAUUUAAUUUGUCAAUAAUGCUUAAUACUCUUACACCCAAUUGUUUUAAUUUAAAACAAUACUAUCCUCACAUAUACAUGUAUUUUAACUGAUUUAUGUCAUAUUAUUUGUUACUGGUAGUUAUUUUAGUGGGACUGUUUAUUGUGUUACAUAACCUAUUGUAGACUAAGUCUUACUGAAUGGCUCAACAGCCAGUAGCCAAAACUACAGACCUCAGGCUAUACAUAUCAUAUUUGAUCUGUACUAUAUCUAUGCUUAUACAGUUUCCAGUAUCAGUUACUUGUUCAUACUUAUAUUUAACAUUGACUUGAGUGUUCAGAUUAUAUUUUAAAACAUUUGGAAUCUACAAAGUUUUGGCUGUUAAUUUAGUAUGUUGACCAAGUAAAGUCAGACCAGCUUUGUCUUAGAAAAAUUAGAACAUUCAGGAAUAUUUGUAGAAGUUAGUGUAGUGAUUUAUACAUUUCAAUGUCUAAAAUGGAGUAGGGAAUGGUUUUACAAUGACAUAAAUUUUUACAGUUUUUUUUGCUGAUAAUUUCAGAUGGGAUUUUUAGUCACUUCUUGUUGAACAUGUUGAAGAUCAGGGUACAAAUGCCAUCUAUGUCAUUUCGUUUCACAGUCUUGAGUCUGAUUUAAUGAAGUCCUUUCUGAAAAAUCAGUUUUUAUACGCAAACAUGGAUAUUAAGGGAGGUAUUUUCUCAUGCUAUUAUUUUUACAUAAUGUUACAGCUUUUAUUUAAAGCACCGGUUGCUUCAGUAUUGCAUAUUUAGCCAUUGUUGAUGUAUAAUAUUUACUCCAGGGUUGGAGAUUGUAAAACCGAGAUUCAGGACCAGUCUGAAAAUGCAACACUGCUAUUGGUCAAUUUCGAAAGUGUUCAGACAAACAACCAAUCAGAUGCUGAAGUUUGGAGACUGGUCACCAAAAUUUAGUUCUUUGACCCCUAAGACUGUAUCUUCACAAAAUGCAGCUUUUAUACACAAAUAUAGCAGCUUGACUGUGUAUUUCAGCUAAACAUCCUGACAUUGUUAUCAUUUUGGCAGCCGCAUUUAUUUCUUCUCAUUUGUUAACUUGAGGUCCAAUAUUUGAAAACCAGUCACAGAACAACCAGAUCAGAUUGGUUGUUUCUGAGCUAGACAUUAAAGUUGGCCAAUAGCAAGGCUGCAUUUUUAGUCUGGUUUCAAGUUUAGGAAUCUUAAUAAGAGCUACAUUUUGCUUUUGAACAAGUUACUCUGAGACUGAGGUAACUUUUAGCAAUACUUUUACAGCAUGUGAUUAAAAAGUUGUUAAACAGUUUUCAAUUCUCUGCUUUUUUUUUUCAUAAUACAGCUCAUAGUAUGUUUUUAAAGUUCAAAAUUUCUGAUUUUUGAUUUUGUUUAUUAAUUCAACAUAGAAAGUAGCACAUUGUGGACAGGUACAUCUGUAAUUAGUUGAUGGAGAUAUAUUAUUAUGUGUUAUAGAGGUGUGAAAUCAUUACAUUAUUUCUGGUUUGUUAAGUAUCUUUAUUAUAUAUCAAUUAACAUUU
Messenger RNA from Mercenaria mercenaria, 7384 nucleotides. RefSeq names its product purine nucleoside phosphorylase-like. Lineage: Eukaryota; Metazoa; Mollusca; Bivalvia; Venerida; Veneridae. The coding region runs from base 312 to 1232 and encodes 306 amino acids. The transcript is spliced from 8 exons. Gene Ontology annotation, molecular function: purine-nucleoside phosphorylase activity. The record is from RefSeq and is a predicted model, not a curated record. Gene Ontology annotation, biological process: nucleoside metabolic process. Gene Ontology annotation, cellular component: cytoplasm.